GGGUCCGAGCUUGUUCAACGCGAUCUGUUCAUAGACGCGUCUCUUUAUCCUCAACGCGCGAUCAUGGGCAACCGCGGUAUUAGCGCUGUAAAUGAUGCGCGCCCGCAAGUACCGGACAACUGGGACGCCUCGCAGAUUCCGUCUCAAAAGGGCAAGACCGUCGUCAUCACGGGAGCCAACUCGGGCAUCGGAUACGAGGCUGCACUCGAGCUCACGCGCAAGGGAGCGCAUGUGGUGUUAGCGUGUCGUAAUGAAGGGCGUGCCAAGGAAGCUGAUAAGAAGCUUCGUGAAGCUCUGGCAUCCACUCAUGAUGCUGUCAGCGUCGAGUUUAUGAUGCUAGAUGUGAGUGACUUAGAAAGCGUCAACAAGUUUGCGGACGAAUUCAAGGCAAGACACAACCGCCUCGACUUGCUGAUCAACAACGCUGGAGUCAUGGCCGUGCCGUACGCCAAGACGGUGGAUGGCUAUGAACGCCAGUUCGCCACGAAUCAUUUGGGCCACUUUGCACUCACAGCUCAGCUUUUCCCGCUGCUUAAGCAGAGCACACCGUCUCGCGUGGUGAAUGUCAGCAGUCUUGCUCACUUGACUGCCAGCCUGGAACACUUUACGUCUGGAUCCCAGAUCAUGCGUGCUAAUGACAAAGGUUACAGUCCCUCUGAGGUGUAUGGAGAGACCAAGCUGAGCAACUUGUUGUUCACAUUCGAGUUGACUCGGCGCCUGAAGGCUCAGAACGUAUCAGGCGUCACUUCUGUAGCAUGCCAUCCGGGAUUUACAGCCACGAAUCUGAUGGCCCCUCCUGCUUCGGAAGGAGGUUGGUUUAGUCGCCUCUUUUGGCGAAUCGGUGGCAUUUUACCGGUUCUCCAAGACGCUCAUACUGGCGCGCUUCCCACUUUGUACGCUGCUACUGGAGCUGAUGUUGAGAGUGGCGACUAUUACGGACCCGGUAAUUACUUCGAGAUCUGGGGCCCACCGAAACGUGUCCAUGCCAAGAAAUCUGCUCACGACAAGAAUGCUGCUCAAAACUUGUGGGAUGAGAGCGAACGUCUCUCUAAGUUCAAGUUCGAUGUGCAGGCAUAGUCGGUAAUCGCGUGUAGGCCAGCAAAAAAGCUGAAAUAACGUUGCUGUACUGGGGUAGCGAAACUGGAUGAACUAUGGAGCUUGGCAUCAGAUUUCGAUUAACUCAUACCAUUCCACUGUUUCUCUUCAGCUCACUUCACUGAAGAGUUUUGGCA
Molecule: messenger RNA, 1232 nt
Organism: Phytophthora nicotianae INRA-310
Lineage: Eukaryota; Oomycota; Peronosporomycetes; Peronosporales; Peronosporaceae
Exons: 1
Coding region: 64-1077 (337 amino acids)
Source: RefSeq, a predicted model, not a curated record